Molecule: messenger RNA, 3492 nt
Organism: Pestalotiopsis fici W106-1
Lineage: Eukaryota; Fungi; Ascomycota; Sordariomycetes; Amphisphaeriales; Sporocadaceae
Exons: 4
Coding region: 1-3492 (1163 amino acids)
Biological process (GO): protein phosphorylation
Cellular component (GO): cytoplasm; nucleus
Molecular function (GO): protein binding; protein kinase activity; ATP binding
Source: RefSeq, a predicted model, not a curated record
AUGAGUUUUGAUAGAUUCACAACUUUUGAUGAUCCACACCUCUUCACCAGUGCAUAUCCUGUACGGACCAAAGAUAGCGAGCCCUGCAACUUUAUCACUUUUCUAGCCACUGCCCAAAGGCUCCGGAUUCCGUUUCUGUCCAUCACAUGGGAGGCACACCGAUCAAUCAUUGGUGCAGGCGCCACCAGCCGAAUCAAUCAGACUCUUGUCAAUCUGAAGAACGCCUUUGCCUUCAAGCGCAUUGGAGAUGGCGACAGACGCAAGGCCGAGGCGGAGAUUUACGAAUGCCUCAUUAGCGAGCUCAUGAUCUUGGGCCAUCCAGAGAUCCGUAAUCAUCCCAAUAUUGUGGAGUUGCAGGGCAUAUGUUGGGAUAUCGCGCCAAAAUCAUCCGCGGGCGCCACUGAGGCAACAGAAACAGUGUGGCCUGUACUGGUAUUUCAAAAGUCGCAAUAUGGAGACAUGUACAAUUUCGCGGGGUUACCCGUGGCGCGCGAGCUUUCUAUCAAUGAUCGCAUCAAGAUAUGCCGAGAUAUUGGGAAUGCCUUGGCACAUUUACAUCUUCACGGUAUCAUUCAUGGUGACAUCAAACCUCAAAAUGUCCUCAUCUUUAGAAGCGAAGACGGCUCCUUGUCUCCAAAGGUAGCCGACUUUGGCUUCUCGGUUCUAGGCGCCAAAGAUGAAGACCAAAUCACCCUCCAUGGCACCCCAUUAUGGCGUGCGCCAGAGCUGGAUGAAUAUCCCACUUUCAGCAAGUCUGAUGCUAUGAAGACUGAUGUCUUUUCUUUCGGGUUGCUCUGUUUGUGGUUUAUUCUUGAGGAGCAUUUGUUACAACCUUUUUCGUUUGACGGACCAACACCACUGUCCAUCGCGGAUAAUCCUAGCGCAAAUGGCAAGCUAGCUGUUACACAGCUGGCCAAUCUGAAAUCAGCGGGCGCACUGACGAAUUUCGUCCAACGGGUGUUGGUCAAAGCCAAUACAAGCAUAGAGAACAAGGAAAUCUUGCAGGAUUUCUUCUCCGCCUGCCUUUCAGACGAUCCUGGAAGCAGAGGAGCAGACAUGAUUCACGCCGUGGACAAAUUGACUGGAAACCGAACUCCUCGAGUGCGCCCAGAAUAUUUGGCUAAUGGAACUGCACCAGAAGACGAUGAUUUCGGAGCAAGCUUUGGAGGCUUUGGAAAAACUACUGAAGAGCAGCGUUUGUUGAGUAAGCAGGACAAAGCUGCGGCUCGACUCGCAAUUUUGAAUUUUGUUGUGCGCCAGCGCCAGUCCGGAAUGCAUGACAAUGCAGGCCUGUUUUAUACUGGAAUGUUGGACUCGGGCCUUAUAUCGCUUGAAGACAUGGUGGAUUUAUACCGCCGCCACGGUGUGUUUGAGGAAGCAGAAGGGAUCACGAACAUGGACAUUCAGCGCUUGGGUGAAGUAAUCGGUCCGGAUCACAUCAUCGUGGUUAGUUUGAAAUCAAUCCUCUUGACCAUAUUAGAAUCAAAGGGCCGAUGGGAAGAGGUCGGCAAGUUGCGGUCAGAACUCAUGAUAACCGUCAAGAAAUCACUCGGUCAUCGACAUCCAGUCACCAUCACCAUCACACAGAACCUGGCCCGUGACCAUUUUCUUCAGGGUCAGUGGCGAGAGGCGGCAGAACUAUGGGAGGAUACUUACGAGACCUCCAAGCUGGUGCUCGGAAAGGAACACCCGCAGUCAUUAUGGAAUCUAAGCGGCCUCGCUGAAGCUUUACAGAAGUUGAACCGACAUGCCGAAGCCACGCAGAUAUAUCUCGAGAUCAUUGAUGCAUCAAAGCGGACUCUGGGUGAGGAACAUAUCGAUACGAUAAGUUUCAUGGGUGAUCUGGCUGCUGCCUAUGUGGCACAGGGACGUUUCAAUGAGGCGGAAGAAGGCUUGUUGAAUUUGUCACUGGUCGCCCAAAGGUUCUUUGGCCAUGAUGACGAGCAUACCUUGAACGCCAAGGGUACUCUAGCCGGCGUUUACUACAUGCAGGGAAGGUAUGGAGAAGCCGAAGCCCUUGCAAUGGAAACUGCCGACAUUUCCAAAGGUCGCCUGGGAAUUGAACACCCCAAUACCCUCAGUCACAUGCACACAAUAGUGGUCAUUCAUCGGGGACAGCGUAAGUGGGAGGCAGCCAAAGAAAUAGCUCGGGAAACAUUCCGAAUUUCCAGCAAAAUAUUUGGUUUCCAACACAAAGACACUCUGACAUACGCAAAUGAGCUAGCGCAGAACUAUCAGGGUCUAGGACGGUACGAACAAGCUGCGAAACUGGGCCUGGAGAUUGUCGAGGCAUCUAAGAAGGUGUUUGGACCACAAAACCCCAGUACAUUGUCUAGUCUACAGCAUCUGACAACAACAUAUCGAUGUCAGGGUCUCGAUGUGGAUGCUGAAAAGCUUGAGAAAGAAAUCGAAGGAUUACAACCACUAAUAUCAAUACCCAAGCAAGCGCAGCAUUACCGAGAACCUCCCACUGCUCAAUCCAAUGAUGACUUCUCUGCCGAUUUUAGCAAAUUUCAAAUUUCGGACCCAGGGACCCGUAACGAGGAUUUUAGUCCGGACUCUGUUCCGGAUGCUCUCGACCCGGCCCAGGACUACAUGGCAAUCAAUGCCGCCUUCUUCGGGGCUGCACGAAAAGGAGAUGCAGCCGAGGUAGAACGACUUCUAUCAAUGGGCGUUGGCAUAGAGGCAAGAACCAGGGCGGGAGGUACAGCGCUGUCAAUCGCUGCCCGUGAGGGCCAUGUCACCGUGGUCGAAAUGCUACUUGCCAAUGGGGCAGACAUCAACGCCGAAAGCAUCACCCUAUAUACGCCAUUGGACUAUGCCGUGUGGAAGGACCAUGCAGAGGUUGUGGAACUUUUGCUGGCCAGGGGUGCUGAUAUGGAGGCUAUUCACGACCAUGGCGGAACCACGCUGCACAAGGCGGCGGCUUUUGGAAAAUUAGCCAGUAUCAAACUCCUCCUUGAUGCCGGUGCAAACCUUGAGGCUCAAGAUGAGGAUGGCAAGACGCCCUUGUUUUGGGCGUUUUGCUUCUUUUCCCCAAAUGCCGUCGCCACACUGGAAUUACUACUGGAAAGGGGCGCCAACAUUGAAGCUAGAAACAAUCUUGGCAUGACUCCGCUGCUGGACGCCAUAGAGACAUUCAGUAAUGCCCCAAUCAUCGAACUUUUACUCCGCAAAGGUGCCGAUAUUGAAGCCAGGGACAACAUGGGCUGGUCUCCCUUGCUGUGGGCAGCGGAAGAAGAAGAUGAGAUAAUUGUUGAAAUUCUACUAGCCAAGGGCGCCGACACUGAAGUGAGGAAUCAAUUCGGUCAAACGGCCCUCUCAUGGGCCUGUCGAAGAGGCUUCGAAGAUGUUGUAAAACUUCUUCUCGAACAUGGUGUAAACAUUGCGACCAGAGACGAUGAGGGCAAGACCCCCCUAGAUUGGGCUCGAGAGAUGGGUUUCGAUGCCAUUUCAACACUCAUCAAUACUUGGCAGGACAAGGAGAUUUGA